UUUGUCCAAUAAUACUCUCAAGACAGGAACAAACUAGGAGAGGUUAGUUUUGGACUUUCCUUGUGAAUGUUUCACGGCGUUCUCCCACCAUGAUACCAUCCACACAUGUUGAUCAGAAAGAUAAGCAUGUAAUGAUCAUAGCCGCUAGCUAGCAGCUAAGGUACGUAGUGCAAACCUCGCAUGCUGCAAGCGCUCAACCAUGGCGGUCUGCACUGUCGUUGCGGAGAACAAGGAGGCGCCGCGCCGCUAUGGAGGACGAGUCACCGCCUUCGUCACCCUCUCCUGCAUCACGGCGGGCAUGGGCGGGGUCAUCUUCGGGUACGACAUCGGCGUCUCUGGCGGCGUGACGUCCAUGGACGGAUUCCUGCGGAAGUUCUUCCCGGAUGUGUACCGGAGGAUGGAGGGGACGAGCGUCAGCAACUACUGCAAGUUCGACAGCGAGCUGCUCACCGCCUUCACGUCCUCUCUCUACAUCGCCGGCCUCGUCACCACGUUCCUGGCUUCCUGGGUCACAGCAAGGUGCGGCCGCCGGCCGUCGAUGAUCGUCGCAGGGACCGCGAUCCUCGCCGGUUCGGCGAUCGGGGGAACUGCGGUGAAUCUCUCCAUGGUGAUCUUGGGCAGGGUGCUGCUCGGCGUUGGGCUGGGCUUCGGCAAUCAGGCGGUGCCGCUAUACAUGUCGGAGAUGGCGCCACCGCUGCACCGAGGAGCCUUCAGCAACGGCUUCCAGCUGUGCGUCGGCAUCGGCGCCGUCACCGCCCGCCUCACCAACUUCUUCACGCAGAAGAUCAGGCAAGGCUGGGGAUGGCGCGUCUCCCUCGCCGCCGCCGCCGUCCCCGGCGGGUUCCUCACCCUCGGCGCGCUCUUCCUCCCGGAGACGCCCAACAGCGUACUCCAGCAGGGCAAAGACCACGACACAGUCAGGGUGCUUCUGAGAAAGAUCCGAGGGAUCCACGACGUCGAAGACGAACUGAACGACAUUGCCGCCGCCAAUAGAGAGCGGGCGAGCAGCCGCCGCGGCAUGCACAUGAUCGUCACCCAGCGGCAGUACCGCCCCCAGCUCGCCAUGGCCAUCAUGAUACCCUUCUUCCAACAGGUGACCGGGAUCAACGCGAUCUCGUUCUACGCGCCGGUGCUGCUGCGCACAAUCGGAAUGGGAGAGAGCGCGUCGCUGCUGUCGGUGGUCGUGACGGGCCUCGUCGGCACGACGUCGACGUUGCUGUCCAUGUUCCUCGUCGACCGGUUCGGCCGGAGGACGCUGUUCCUCGUCGGCGGCGUCCAGAUGCUGGCGUCACAGCUCAUGAUCGGAGGCAUCAUGACCACCCAGCUCGGCGACCACGGGCAGGUGAGCAGGACGUGCGCGUUCGUGCUCAUCUUCCUCAUCGCCGUCUACGUGGCCGGCUUCGCGUGGUCGUGGGGCCCGCUCGGGUGGCUGGUGCCGAGCGAGAUCUUCCCGCUGGAGGUGAGGUCGGCCGGGCAGAGCAUCACGGUGGCGGUGAACUUCCUGAUGACGACGGCCGUGGCGCAGUUGUUCCUGCCCGUGCUGUGCCGCAUGAAGGCCGGCAUCUUCUUCUUCUUCGCGGCGUGGCUUGUGGCCAUGACCGCCUUCGUCUACCUGCUGCUGCCGGAGACCAAGGGCCUGCCUAUCGAGCAGGUAGGAAGGCUGUGGUCGCAGCACUGGUUCUGGAGGAGGUUCGUCACCGCCUCCGACGGAGAGCAAGCUGAGCUAGAACCAGUAACUAAAGUUGACAAGCUCUAAACUACUGCCUCUGUUUCAUAUCGCAAUCGCAAGACUUUCCCGUCUUUCAUCAAUUAAUAAAUAUUUAUAAUCUAUCAUAUAUAUAUAUAUAUAUAUAUAUAAAGUAUAGGAAAAUAAGCCUUCACAUUGUCUCUCACGGGACUAGAAAUUUUGAUAUUAAUCGAAAAAAAAUAGGAGAAAAAAGGAAAAAAAAAUGAAUCGGACCAGGGACGGAACCGGGCCUAGGGCAACUAGGGCCCAAGCCCCACUCGUGAGCCGGCUAACAGGGAAGGAGUCCACAUAUAUUUCUGAGAAUUACAGAUCCAGCCUCACUCAUUUUGGGCUGUAAUUUCUCAGCCCAACAGCCCGUCGGCACCUUGUCUAGCCCAAAAUGGCAAAACCCUAGCACAUGAGUGGUCUCUCUCCACACCAGUCUCUCUCUAUCUCUCUCUCAACGGGCGGUGGAUGACGGAUGACAGGGAGAGGAAGGCGGCGGCGUUGGCGGCAGGGGGAGGCCGGGAGGGCAUGGCGACGACGACGGCGCGGGCUGGAGGGAGAGGGGAAGGCGGGGGCGCUGGAGGCAGGGGGAGGCCGGGGCCCGGGAGGGCAUGGCGACGGCGGUAGCGCUGGCGGCAGGGGGAGGCCGGGGCCCGGGAGGGCAUGGCGACGGCGGCGGCAUGGGCUGGAGGGAGAGGGGAAGGCCGCGGCGCUAGCAGCAGGGGGAGGGGAAAGCCGCGGCGGAUCGGUGGUGGUGGGAGGAGAAGGCGACGGCUGCGGCUUGGCGAGGGGAAGGCGGUGCCGGCGGCGACGGGGGAAGCCGCGAAGGGUAGGCGGCGGCAGCGGCAGAUCCAUCCUCAGUAAUUAUGGUGUUAGUAGCUUCAUUUCUGUCUUCUUGGCUUCCUGGAAUUGGAGGGGAUCUUUCUGAAUAGUU
Molecule: messenger RNA, 2666 nt
Organism: Oryza brachyantha (malo sina)
Lineage: Eukaryota; Viridiplantae; Streptophyta; Magnoliopsida; Poales; Poaceae
Product: hexose carrier protein HEX6-like
Exons: 6
Coding region: 200-1756 (518 amino acids)
Biological process (GO): monosaccharide transmembrane transport
Cellular component (GO): membrane
Molecular function (GO): monosaccharide transmembrane transporter activity
Source: RefSeq, a predicted model, not a curated record